CACGUUUUGCCGGAGAAGUUGUCAAUGCAACGACUGUUCUAUCCGAAUAAACACGUAAUCUCAUAAUUGCAGUCAAAUAUUUGAGUUCUUUUUUUUCGGUUAAAAAUUUACUUUUUGAUUCAAUUUGUUUCUGUACAAAUUGUAGUUUGAUAUAUACCCAAAAAAGUGAGAAAAAUGAAGAUUUUUAUUGUGACUUGUUUGUUAAUUAGUGCGGUGUUCGCUGCUGACGAAUCAUCUAGUUUCCAAGAUUGCUUGGAAAAGGAUUCCAUUUCGUGUAUUCAAGUUGCGGUUUACCGAAAGGCUAAAUCCUUCUUCGAACAACCCAAAAUCGACAUCUUCGGAGGACUUUCACUCGCCAAAUCUGAACGCGCCGGCAAGAGCUUGGAAGAACCAACCGUUGAUAUCGAAAGUGCCAACACCGUUGAAACUCGUGAAAAUGCAUUGGAAAGCUACGUUGUCAACCGUGCCAAGAACUUCUUCCAGGAACGUUCGUUGAGCUGGGACUUUGCCAACACAGCCAGAACCUUGGCCAACGCCAUUCCCGAUGACAUCAAAGAAUCCGUUCGAUCCCUCGUUGUCGAAGAACGUGGAAAGAAGAAGAAGAUCUUGAAAAAAUUGUUGCCUUUGUUGGGAUUAUUGAAAGUUAAAUUUGCCGUCUUCGGUGUUUUCGCACUCUUCGCCAUUGCCAUCAUUGCAAAGAAGGCUCUACUGUUAGCCAUUAUUUCCAUUGCCAUUUCUGGUGCGUCAGUUGUUCAAGGUCUUUUCUCGAAAUUGCGCGGAUUAGGUGGUGGUUUGGGAGGUUUGGGAGGCGGUAGCAGCGGUGGAUACUCUGGCGGCCAUGGUGGACACGAAGAAAUCAUUGCAUACACAAAUGGAGGUAGCGGUGGUGGUGGAUGGUCCUCAGGCGGCGGUGGAAGCACUGGUGGAUGGAGCAGUGGUGGAUACGAUUCAUAUGGUGAACAUGGAUCGCACAGUUCACCAGUAGCUCAAUCAAUUGCUUAUUCCGGGCAUCACAAAGUUGCUCGACGAUAGACGGCAGCCAAAAAAAAUGACGUUAGGAGGUUUUAGUAAUAUUAUUUAAAAAAAAAUUGCGAAAAAACGAAAUGAAAUUCCAUAAUUUAUUUUUAUUUAUUAAUAAUUUAUUAUAUUAAAAUGAGAGAGUAAUUGAUAUAUAGAAGAUUCAUCGAAUACAAUUUAUUGCCAAUGUUCAAAAUAGUUUACUCUUGUAAAGACUUAGUUCAGUCAGGCUUUAUAAGCUAGUCUCAAUUAAUAGAUUUUUACAGUUAAUUUGUUUACCGAUUUAUUAGCUUUACAAGUUACUUUCUAGUCUUUUCUUUUAAACAAAAAAUAUCUUGUGUGUUGCUCUAGUAUAGUGUAUUUCUACCUACUUCUUCACUAUUUGUUAUACUUUUCAUUCUUUUCUGUUGUUUGUAUAUAUUUUAUUUAGAUCUCCUACAUAAUUUCUAAGUCUACAAUCCUACGAUUCUUUGUUUUUUUUUUAAAUAUUAAUUUUAUUAGUCUUUCUAGUACUUUCGACUGUAAAUCUUCCUAUAUCUUCAUAACUGUGUAUAUCAUCACUUCAAAACCAAAAUCUUGCCUCUAUUUUCUUUUAACUGUAUAAGCGGUGAGAAAAUCGAUAAAUAGCUCAAAACACAAUCAAAACAAAAAUAUACCGAAUCAUGUAAUCAAAUCAAUAAUUUUUAUGUAAUAAACCGAGAUUAAUUAAAUAUCUUAAGUGAUCAAUCAAAA
Molecule: messenger RNA, 1749 nt
Organism: Bradysia coprophila
Lineage: Eukaryota; Metazoa; Arthropoda; Insecta; Diptera; Sciaridae
Gene: Osi6
Product: DUF1676 domain-containing protein Osi6
Cellular component (GO): membrane
Source: RefSeq, a predicted model, not a curated record